CGACCCACAUACAGAAAAAUAGAGGAAGGUUGCCACAGAUGUUAGCUCAAGGAGGAUCUUCCUCAGAAAAACAACACCAAAAAAGAAGGUGGGUGGAGAUACCUAAUGGUGUACUGCAUGGCCUAUAAGGAGGUGUAGAUGGGGGUGUCACUUCCAUCGUCUCAAGGUCUUUGGACCCUAAACUUAACCCAGAGGCAGAGCCUGGAGCCAGGACAGAGAUUAAGGGCAGUGUCCAGAAAGUCUGCCCCCAGCUUGAGGUCCACCUUAAGGCAUGGGCCCACCUUCCACCCUCUUACUGUCAUCUAAUAUGCUUGUGGGGCGGGGGGGUGCUGGGAGGCGACCAGAUGGGUGAGAUACUAAGGCUCAGCAGAGCCCAGGCUGGGUGCCAGGGCUACUUCCUGGCCAUCUCCUUGCUGCCUAAGUAGGGAGAAGUCCUGUGUCCCAGAAGAAGGAACAAAUACACAUUGUGGGGGGCCCUGUCUUUGUCCCAGGGACUCCAGGCUCUUUUUCAUGUCUGGACCCCACCUGGCACCUGUCCCAAGACUUACUCCUAAGAUCAACUUAAGUGAGAAGCAGACAGAAGAGACAAAUCUCUUCCUCAGAGAAACCAAGUGCUAGGGGGAGGCCAGGUGCAUGCCCCAUGCGAGCAUCCACAUGCCUGCCUGUGAGGGGCUUGAGUGCUGACAAGGAGGAUGGGGAUGGAGUGACUCGGCCAGAACUGAGAUGGGACACCCAAAGGUCAGGCUGAUAGAGCACGGGGGACGAAGGAGGGCUUCUAAAGGACCCUGGGGGCUGGCUGAUGCGGUAAGGGGAGUAGGAGCAGACGGCUCAGGGCUCUCCAGGGGCAUAGUGAGAGCAGCAUCUGGGCAGUCAAGACAGUCCAGAGGGUGCAGGCAGUGGCCCAGGGGGUUCUAGAAGAGCCACGUGGGUUGCAAUAAGCCAGACCAAUAAAGAGGGAAAUACAACUUUUGAAUUUUCUGUAUUUCAUUCAUUUUUUCCUCUUGACAGCUUGGAAAAUUCCUUUUGAAAACUCUAUCGCAUCUCUGCUGAACUCAGGGUAAGGAAAGUCCAGAGGCUGCUGGAGGAGCGGGUGUUGGGGCUUCAGCCUUGGCCCACCCUUAGUGCCCUUAUGUAUCCCGGAGAGAACAGUGCAAGCCUCCACUUCACCCUGUGGUGACAGGAGGUCACACCUUCUCAAGCUACCCGUCUCUGUGCUGGAUGGUGCUUCCUGUCAGGACUCGUGCCCUCUCUGCUCUCCCUCCUCAGUCUGAGACCUGCCUGCAGGGUUGGCACUGCAGGGCAUGUCUCCCCCAUCCCCCCAGCCACCCUGUAGUGUGUUUCUGGGUUCUUGGGUUUCUGGUAAUUUCAUCAGGGCUGCAUCAUGUUGCUAAAGCCACAGAUAACAUCUCCCUGUGGGUAACUCUUCCCUGACAGAGCCCCCUGAGGCUGGACCCAGGCUCAAAGGAGAGACACUGGUGUCUGGGGUGAGUUUAGGGGUGUGAGGGUUGAUUAGGUUGGUUGGGAUACUGGAAGUGUUGAGGAACACUGCCAUUUGCCACUGAAACCUGUGGGAAAUGAGAAGGGGGCAGGAGCUGGGCUGGGGGGCCUGGAGAGGCCCCUGAGAUCUGGAGCUUUUGCAGAUUAUGUUGUCUCCUGAUAUCUCCAACUAGGCCCUCCUGACAAACCCCCAAGCCUGGGUGGAGGCAGAGAGACUCACCUCCUCCCAGGCGAGGAAGAGUAUCUAGCCCCCAGCACAGGUCCACCUUAACGGAGCAGCCCUCUGGGCGGGGCGUGUUGCUGAUGUCAUCUGUGCAGACGGCAGCCCAGGCCUGAGUGCAGGACAGGCUUGUGUGCAGCACACGCAGCUUCCAGCCUGCUGCCCCAGCUCCUCAUGCUGAGUCUGCAGCCCAGCACCAUGAUCCGGGGUGCCUUGGAGCCUGACAGCCCUGGCUGGGGCUGGGAUGUGGACGGGGACGACGACUGGGAUGGCACCGUGCUGACUCUGCUGGCGCUAGCUGUGGUGGCCGCCACAGCACUGGCUUUGCACUGGUUCGGCUCUGGACAGGACCAGGAGGUGGCAGGACCAGUGUCCACAGCCCCCCAGGCCCAGCCUUCUCAGGCAGGAGGAGACAGGGGAGCCCUGCUCCCAAAGUACCAGGUCAGUGAUGGCGUCGAGGGACCCAGCUCAGGGCAAGGGAAGUCAGACCUUCCAGGACACGACCAGGGGAGUCUGGCAGCAGCAGGAGCCCAGGAUCAGGAGCCCACGGGAGGUAGAGGUCUGGCUGCCACAGCUGAACCGCCACUCAAAAUACCUGGCGAGAUGGCCAGUGGAAGGGCCUUGGGACAGCAGUAUGGUACUGCCACCCCAGAAGCCCCCCAAGGUAAAGGACGUGAGCCUUUCAGGCCAUGUGCUGCCCUCCUGGAUAGGAAAAAAUUAGGGGGGACACCUGCCCCCCUGCUGAUACACUUCACCUCUCGGAGUCCUGGCAGAGAAGUGGAGAUGCAGGUAGAGGCAGGAGGCGUCCGAGCCAAGGUGCCAGCUCACCAGGGCCCCGUCCACACAGAGAAACAGGACACCAGCCCCUGGCAACGAGGUGUGGGGACACAUGGCUCACUGGGGAGAGGCCCAGGAAGCCGGCGGUGGCAGGUGGACAACAGCUCAGGAGAUAGAACUUGCCAGCCCACAAAGCUGGACCCCCUAUGCCUGGCCACUGUGGUGAGUGUGUGGGAUACCGUGGAUGCAGCCAGCAGCCUCUCUGCAAGCUCCCAGAGACCCCUUCUCCCCGAGGAGCUGCCGCCAUCACACACCCUGCAGACCAGGCCCAUAACAGGUGGCUCAGAGGUGGGGCCUGGGGAGAAGGGGCCUCUAAUAGCCCCAGGCCUAGCCGUGGACUCAGGAGCCAAAGGUGCUGAGAGCAGGGAGUCUGGGCCCCAGGCCCCCAAGGAGUCUCAGGGGUCCCCAGCUUCCGUGGAAGGCUGGCCUUGGGCAAGAAAGGAGGUUCUUGUCACCAGGAGCUUCAGUCAGGCCCCAGGCUCCAUGGGCCCAUGGCUAGAGGAACCGCAGUGGGGACGCCCCCUCUUGUCCCAAGGGCAGGGAACCACAGAGGCCUGCAAUGUGGGAAAGGCUGAGGCCAAUGGCUCUGGAGACCAGUCUUUCUUCAGCUCAGGGCCGGGCAGGACAGAGAAGCCAGCGGGCCCAGGCAUCAAAGAAGGGAGUGGAUCCUGGCAAGGCCAGGGGGAACAGAGCAGUGCACAGGCAGCUGGAGGUCUGGGUGGAGGGAAGCCAGUCACAGACAUCCUCAGCGACGCCCCUGCCCUGAGCCCUUCAGCCACCCUCCCCGCACACACCCCUAAGCAUCCCCCACCCUCAGCUUCCCCGCCCACAGUACAUCUGCACCGAGGUCUCUUUCCUGUAACCCCGACUCCUCCCAACUCGUGUCCUUCAGACUCUUUGCCCCUCAGGGUUAGCCAGGGUCCUGCUGAGGAUGAAAAUCUCAGAGCAGUGCCAGCCCCCGCCCCAUCCCCUGCCCCAAUCUCAGCCCCAGUUGCAGCCCCAGCCCCUGCCCCAGCUAGUGGGUCAAGACCUGCAUCUCAGGAGCCCAGUGUGGCUCUCUGCCAGGGCAACCAGGAGGGGCAGAUCUCAACCAGGUGGGGAAACCUUAUUUCUAUGGUUCUUAGGAGUCACCCCUUCCCCAGGCAAGAGAGGCCUCAAGGGAGAGCCUCGAGGGCAGCUCUGGAAAGCCUUAGAGAUGCCAGCUCUUCCACACACUCUGAGAACAGAGAGUCUGGUUCUCCCCUUGAAGGGGCUGUCCCCACCCUGGAGGACAGGCACAGCUCCUCAGUCAGGAUGGUUGCAGAGGUAGGCACAGGGGUUCUAGCUGGGGCUGGACGUCAGCCACAGCAGAGAAGCUCCGAGACGAGCAGGGCUCUCACCCCAGGCCCUCCCUCAGGCCCAGGAGAAAAUGGAACUGAGGAGAAAUGUCUGGACUCCCUACUGCCACCAGCUGCAAUGCCCAGGACACCCUCACAGCCCCCUGAGCAGACACAGCCUAGUCCUGCACCCUCCCCUGCUGCGAGGUGGCACUCACAGCCUGUUCCCCGGCCACGGCCAAGGAAACGCAGCCUGUGUGAAAUAGCCGAGAGCUCUGAGCGGGAGACCAGCCAGGAGGCCACAGGGCAACACCAGGGAGAGGCGCCAGUGGGGAGGCACAGCCCCCCAGGCAGUGGAGGGGGUCUCACAGAGAAGCAGAAAGAGGCCCGCAAACUCAUGGUGUUUCUGCAGAGGCCCGGGAGCUGGGGGGUAGUGGAAAGGCCCUGGAAACCCAGCUCCCCAGCCUGCAAGCCGGCUUCAGCAGCAGCUCUGCAGUGGCGACUGGGUCUGGGCAGCUGCCUGGACGUCCUGGCCUUCGCCCAGCAGCACGGGGAGCGUGGCCUGGCCCAGGACGCCUAUGCCUUGAUGAGUGACAAUCUGCUUCAAGUGCUGGGAGACCCAAACCUCUACCGAAGGCUGAGUGGGGCUGACCGGGAGCGCAUCCUGAGCCUUCGGACGGGCCGGGGCCAGGCGGUGCUGGGGGUCCUUGUGCUGCCCAGCCUCUACCAGCUGAGCCGCUCGGGGCUCACAAGGGGCCCCCGUGGGGAGGAGGCUCCUGAGGCCGGGUCUGUGCCCCUGCUUCCUCGCAUGCACCUGCACAUGUUCAACCCCCAAGAGAACAGAUGGCGGCGCCUGACACAGGUGCCUGAGGAGGCCCCGCUGAGGGGUUGUGCUCUCUGCACCAUGCACAACUAUCUGUUCCUGGCGGGGGGCAUCCGUGGCUCCGGUACCAAGGCUGUCUGCUCCAAUGAGGUCUUCUGCUACAACCCUCUGACCAACAUCUGGAGCCAGGUGCAGCCCAUGCAGCAGGCCCGCGCCCAGCUCAAACUGGUGGCCCUGGAUGGGCUUCUCUAUGCCAUCGGGGGUGAGUGCCUGUACAGCAUGGAGUGCUAUGACCCGCGCACAGAUGCCUGGACCUCAUGCGCACCCCUCCCUGCAGGCACCUUCCCUGUGGCACACGAGGCUGUGGCCUGCCGUGGGGACAUCUAUGUCACUGGGGGCCACCUCUUCUACCGCUUGCUCAGGUACAGCCCUGUGAAGGAUUCGUGGAACGAGUGCCCCUACAGUGCCAGCCACCGGCGUUCCAGCGACAUGGUGGCGCUCGGAGGCUUCCUAUACCGCUUUGACCUGCUGCGGGGUGUGGGUGCCGCUGUGAUGCGCUACAACACCGUAACAGGGUCCUGGAGCCAAGCUGCCUCCCUGCCGCUGCCUGACCCUGCUCCGCUCCGCUGCACAGUUCUGGGCAACACCAUUUACUGCCUCAACCACCAGGUCACGGCCACCUUCAUGGUCUCCGAGGGGACUGCUCAGUUCCAGGCCAAGGAGCUGCAGCCCUUUCCCUUGGGAAGUAAGGGGGUUCUCUGUCCAUUCGUCCUGACUGUUCCCCCUGCAGAUCCGCUGCAGAGUGCCCUCUGACCAGCUGCUAGAGCACCAGGAGAGCCAAUGCUUUCCGGGGAGGCCCUGGGGCCAAGGGGUGGGAGGUCUGAGGGCAAGUGGGGCACAGGGAGGUGGCUGGGAUCCAGAACUUUCUGUUGUUGUUUCUGGGACAACUUUCCUUUUCUUUUAUAAUAAGGCUGGUGAUUUCCCCUGUCCACUCCCUGCCCCUCCCCUGAGAGAGCCCAGGUUCCCUGCCUCUGUGACCUGCUCCUGCCUUUAUGACUCAGUUCUUGCCCCAAUUCCUUCCCUGGUUACCCAAUGCCUUGGCUCACUCACAACCCCUCCUCAAGGCAGAGCUCCCCUUCUCUGGGCUUCCACAAGCCAGGCUCCCCUGUCAUAGUACCAACCACACUACCUGGAAAUAAUAUGCCUGUGGGACUCCCCGGUACUUUGAGAGCCAGGUCACUGAUGUGUACUGAAGGACCAGGACUUGUCCCACUGAGAAGCUCUGUGACUGCUGAGCCGAGGAAGGAGAUGGCUGGAAACACAUUGGUGCUUCCUACAUUCUGACCCUAGGGCUCCAAGCUAGGCAAGCAGCCCAUGAGUGGGCGGAACAGGGAACCAGGGGCAAAGAAGUCCCAGGAAAACAUCCUUGCUUCUGGGACUUUCUGCCUGUCCUGAGGCUGUGGGGAGCCUGGCUUGGCUCUCCCCAGGAACAACUCGGUAGCCCUCCUUUGUCUGACUGGUCCUCAAGGACCUAGAGCUCUUAUCUGUGAAACUGCUCUGCUGUCUGUAGCCCCUGCCCAUAAUCCCAGCCCAGACCUGGCCAGGACUACUUGGGCUUAUGCCCUUCCGCAUCGUUGUGGGGUCUCUCCUGCCUGCUCAGCCCCUCCAGAAGCCUGCCCCACUUCCCACCAAUCCCCUUUUUCAAUGAGACCUGGGUUUCUGCCUAGCUCUGCCCCUUAUUAGCUGUGUGGACUUGGACAAGAUAUCUAACUUCGUUUUUCUCAUCUGUGAAAUGGAGAUGAUGAACAUUUGUCACUCAGGAGAGUUUGAGAACAUAAGAUCACCUAUGUGAGCACCUAGCACAGUGCCCAGGGUACAUAACUGAAUAAAUAAUGUUCCCCUUUAUCCACUUUGGAACUACCAUAGGAAGGUGAAUAAAUCUGAAUAUUGCUGCC
Equus caballus (horse) is the source of this 6648-nucleotide messenger RNA. It is a transcript of the gene KLHDC7B, whose product is annotated as kelch domain containing 7B. The record is from RefSeq and is a predicted model, not a curated record. Gene Ontology annotation, molecular function: protein binding. Lineage: Eukaryota; Metazoa; Chordata; Mammalia; Perissodactyla; Equidae.